ACUGGAAAUAUACCCCAUAAUCUGAGAGCCAGUUAUUCUGGCAACCAGCAAUAUCUGUUGUGCUUCAGUAUAUAUUUUGUUAUCACUUCUUAUCACAUAAAAGCGAAUCGGCCUUCCAUAAUAAUUGAUUGAUUGCUCUAUUUAAAGAACACUAGAAUUAUAUCGUUACACAGAGUGUAUAGAUUGGGUAUUCAGCCAGCGAGCAAAAUGGUCCAGAAACAUACCGUUGCUGGUUACGAGAGCUUCCUGGCCUUCAUGAGAGAUUUCCCCAGCGAUGGACAAAUAAUAAACGUCCUCUUCACAGGAGCCAAACAGGAGAACGGUGUUAGUUGGUGCAGCGAUUGUGUUGAAGCUACCCCAUUCAUCGAAGAAGCCUUGGCGAAAGCUCCGGAAGGCUCGCAUUUCGUUUACGUGGAUGUCGGCGAUAGACCAACCUGGAAGGAUAUGAACAAUCCUUUUCGGAAAGACACCAGCACCCACCUCAGUGUUAUACCUACCCUCGUCCGCUGGAAAAAUCCCCAACGCAUCGAGGGCGAGCAGUGCGCGAAGCCGGAUUUGCUGGAAAUGUUUUUCACCGACGAUGAUUGAGGUUGAACUUUUUCUGAAGUGCGAUAUUUCAUGAGCGACGAAAUGCAAUGUGUUAUAAGAGUUAAGAUGAACAAUGGCAUUUUUGUACGAUAAUAUCUUUUUACAUUCGAAAUACAAUCGUUUUAUCUUGAUAAGACGUUU
Messenger RNA from Toxorhynchites rutilus septentrionalis, 729 nucleotides. RefSeq names its product thioredoxin domain-containing protein 17-like. Gene Ontology annotation, molecular function: protein-disulfide reductase [NAD(P)H] activity. NCBI's taxonomy places the organism in Eukaryota, Metazoa, Arthropoda, Insecta, Diptera, Culicidae. Bases 208 to 588 code for a protein of 126 amino acids. The record is from RefSeq and is a predicted model, not a curated record. Gene Ontology annotation, cellular component: cytosol. The transcript has a single exon.